CAAAUUAACCGGAAGUUGCGUUGCUCUCCAAACAUGAUGAUGCUGCUGAUGUCUCUGACAGCUAAGCGGAGCUACAAGACUUAUAUCUGUUCUUUAUAUCGUGUGUUAGGUUUUUCUAAAUGAUUGAAAUAAUGGCACAAAAAGUGAACUAUUUAUUUAAUUUAAAACGUAACAUUUUGUCUUUUUGUGACUGAAAUGAGCCGAUACGAGAGACGAGAGUUAACGUCAGUGUUGAACGUCCACAGCUGAUUUGAUAAUAUAAAACAAGAUAGGGAUGAUUUGGAAAGAUACUGUAACACAAAGUCAUUAUUUAUUUUACUAUUUUUUAUAAAUUGGAUUAUAAUAGCUCCAAAAGAGGCCAACCUAAGCCGAGCAUAUGAGGUCUAAUCAGUGUAAACAAAGCGUUGUUGUUGUUGUUGUUACGUAACAGUAUAAACCACCGUGAUCAUCAGUGUUAACACGGGCAGCUCUUCACCACCACCAUCAUGCCUUUUGUGUUUCUGGAGCGGUUCCCCUGGCCCAGUUUACAGACGUACACUGCGCUCAGUGCUGCCCUGCUGGUCGGGACCGUCCUGACCGUCUGCUCCUCUUCCGCCUCCAGCAGCCCGGAGGAGAGCCUCAGCGACCCGGCCCACAGCAGCUCCAGGAUCGGCCGCUACAUCCGGGACGGCGGGUAUGGAGAUGUGGCUGCAGAUGUCCUGCUGCACCUGCUCACUGACAGUGUCUUUGUUUGGGUAAUGGUGAACACGGCCUGCUGUGUCCUGCUGCUGUUCGCCAAACUCAUCCAGUGUGUGGUGUUCGGACCGCUCCGUGUCAGCGAGAAACAGCAUUUGAAAGACAAGUUCUGGAACUUCGUCUUCUACAAGUUCAUCUUUGUAUUCGGCGUCCUGAACGUCCAGACGGUGGACGAGGUGGUGAUAUGGUGGCUCUGGUUCGCCGCCCUGGUCUUCCUCCAUCUCCUGGUCCAGCUCUGCAAAGACCGCUUUGAAUAUCUGUCCUUCUCCCCGACGACUCCCCCGUCCAGCCACGCGCGUGUCAUUCUGCUCCUGGUGGUGCUGCUGUUGUGCUGCGGGGGUUUGGCGACCCUCUGCAGCCGCCUGGCUCGCAGUCAAGGCCGACACGCCGCCGCUUUCAUGGCUGCCGAGUGUAUGCUGGUGACCGUCAGGACCACACAUGUCAUGUUUCGGUACUCGAUCCACCUGUGGGACGUGAACCAGGUGGGCAGCUGGGACAAUAAGUCCUCGUACACUUACUACACCGACCUGCUGAUGGAGCUGCUGUUUUUAGGCCUCGACCUGCUGCAUCACAUCCACAUGCUGCUCUUCAGUAACAUCUGGCUCUCCAUGGCGAGUCUGGUGAUCUUCAUGCAGCUCCGUUUCAUCCUCCUGGAGGUUCAGAAGAGAAUCCGCCGCCACCAAAACUACCUGCGAGUCCUCCGCAACAUGGAGACCCGGUUCUCUGUGGCGUCCGCGGAGGAACUGGCAGCCAAUAACGAUGACUGUGCGAUCUGCUGGGAUGUGAUGAGCUCAGCCCGGAGGUUGCCCUGUGGUCACCUUUUCCACAGCUCGUGUCUGCGCUCCUGGCUGGAACAGGACACGUCUUGUCCAACGUGUCGGAUGUCUCUGAACAUCGGGGAAGGACGUGAAGGUCACACAGAGCGGGAGAACAGGGAGGCCGCCGCUGAAAACAUGGCCGCCGGCCCAGGGGUCGAAGCUCAGCUGCACCUCAACCAGCUCAACCACUUCUUCCACUUUGAUGGUUCUCGUAUUGCCAGCUGGUUGCCCAGUUUCUCAGUGGAAGUCAUGACAGCCACUAACUUUUUGGGCCUCGCACCACCCGACGUGUCUCAGAUCAACCCGAUGGCUCAGCAGAUCCACGAGAUGUUCCCUCAGGUUCCCCUCCCGCUCAUCCUGCAGGACCUGGAGAUCACCCGCUCCGUCGAGGUCACCACAGACAACAUCCUGGAGGGGCGGAUCCAGACCGCCGGCCCACCACUGGUGUUCGAGCGCCCACUCAUACAGGUCACCCCUCCACCUGAGGACGAGGGCGGAGCCAGCAGUGAGUCAGAGCAGGAAGAGGAUGACGAGUGGGAGGACGAGUGGGAGGAUGAGGAGGAAGACGAAGACGAGGAGGGAGAUGAGGUGGAGGAAAAGAACGAGAUGGAGGAGAAGCUGGAGGACGACGUGGAGGAGGAGGAGGUUCAGUUUUGUACGUCCACGGAGCGACGGCAGAAGCUGCUGCUGCAGAGGAAGGAGGAGCUGCUGCAGCGAGCGCGCAGAGACUUUCUGAGCAGGAGCACGAGGUCGACCACGGGGAACAUGGACGCCUCAGACAGGGACGCUUCCACCUCCGACCCUCUCACCCUGAGACGAGAAACACUAGCGGCCGCAGCAGAACGGCGCCUGCAGAGGCAGCCUGACUCCGCCCACUGAGCAGGACAGGAAACUGGCCGAGCUUUUUACUGACUACGUUACAAACUACUGGUCUGAUUCGUCUUCUGCCGAUGACAGUGUUAGAAAAAACAAACGCUUUUAUUACCUGAUGAUUGAAAAACAUCACUUUUCACAGGUGAGGCUGCUUCCAGGUGCUAAACGGAUCCCUCAAGACGAGGAGCUUCUGAUCCACAUGCUGCAGUUUGUCCGUAAGAAUUAGAAAAGAGAUAUUUUUUAUAGCGUAUCGUUGAAGAUUUGAAAAUAGAUAUUUAGGAAGAAUGAGCUCAGACUACCUGUUGAACGCUGUGUUCAGGUAACAAUGGGGUUGGAAAUGUAGCAGCCUGAUGCAGGUUAACCACACUCCUUUUUUAAGCCCCUCCCACACGUGGACUUUCUCUGCUCGAACAGUCCGUCUUUUAUUAGUCAGAUUUGUUUGUUUUAUGUUUCUCUCUCUUAACGUCUGCUCGCUCGUCCGCCCUGCUCCUGUUUACACAUUUCUAUCCAAAGUUUAACAAUUUAAAAGAGAAAAGACUGAAACGAGUUUUGUAAAUAUAAAUCAUAAUGAAGACGACAGUUUGACGGCUGCAGCUGGAACCAAUAAAUAAAUAAAUAAAUUGUCGUGAUGUUUUGUUUUUAA
Molecule: messenger RNA, 3069 nt
Organism: Labrus bergylta (ballan wrasse)
Lineage: Eukaryota; Metazoa; Chordata; Actinopteri; Labriformes; Labridae
Gene: amfra
Product: autocrine motility factor receptor a
Biological process (GO): endoplasmic reticulum unfolded protein response; ubiquitin-dependent protein catabolic process; protein K48-linked ubiquitination
Cellular component (GO): cytosol; ubiquitin ligase complex; endoplasmic reticulum
Molecular function (GO): ubiquitin binding; ubiquitin protein ligase activity
Source: RefSeq, a predicted model, not a curated record